Molecule: messenger RNA, 2565 nt
Organism: Penicillium cataractarum
Lineage: Eukaryota; Fungi; Ascomycota; Eurotiomycetes; Eurotiales; Aspergillaceae
Product: serine/threonine protein kinase CLA4
Exons: 3
Coding region: 1-2565 (854 amino acids)
Biological process (GO): protein phosphorylation; intracellular signal transduction; regulation of MAPK cascade
Cellular component (GO): cytoplasm
Molecular function (GO): ATP binding; protein serine/threonine kinase activity
Source: RefSeq, a predicted model, not a curated record
AUGGCCUCGUACGGCAAUGGCACCAUGUACACUCCGGACCAGUUCAUGAAUCCGGGGCCGGCUCCCCGCCCCCCGACUGAUCGUCCCAAGUUGACUCUCCCCACAAACAAUAAUGUCGCGACUUCCUUCAGCCAGAUGGCGCUCAAUUCUCCUAGCACUCCGGGCCCCGGCGGCAAUCUCUCCCUGUUCCCGAACACCAGCACCCCCAGUUUGGCCCGCGCCCAGACUGGCGGUAGCGGCGGCCUCCAAAUCAUCAAAGAAGGUUACGUGCGUUGCAAGGAAGACAAGUUCUUGGCCACCUGGAACCAGCGCUACCUGGUCUUGCGCGACUUCAAGAUUGAUUUCUUGAAGAGCGAGUCUGGCAAGGUGGUGCUGUCAUUCCCCCUCUCCACCGUCACCGCCGUCGCACGAUCGGAGGAAUCGAAAAUGGCCUUCGAGGUCACUCGCCUGGCCAACCCCAAGGACGCCGCUUCCAAGACCGCUAUGAUUACCCGCGAUGUCCCCACCAAGACAAUUACCUGCGAGGUAAAAUCCGACGACGAGAUCUACGAGUGGAUUGAUAAGAUCUAUGAGCGCUGCCCUGGCAUGGGUGGUGUCAGCAACCCGACCAACUUCAGCCACCGAGUCCACGUCGGCUUCGAUCCGCAGACUGGCGCGUUUGUUGGCUUGCCCCCAGAAUGGGAGAAGCUGCUGACCGCGUCUGCGAUCACCAAGGAGGAUUACAAGAAGAACCCCCAGGCUGUUAUCGAAGUCCUCGAGUUCUACUCGGAUAUCAAGAUGAGGGAACAAAACCCCCAAUACUAUGCUGGUAUGAGUGGUCCUGGAGGAGCGCAGCCCAAGCCUCUGGGUAGCAACGCAGUGGGUAACUCGAUUGCUCCCCCUCGCCCCCCUCCUCCAGGCCCCCUGCAGCGUCUCGAUAGCGGCCAAUCAAAGGGCUCCAUGGAUAGCUCGAUGCGUUCUGCCACAUCUUCUCCCGGCCAGCAAGGUCCGGAGUCUGACCGUGCGGCUGAACAGCAGCAGCAACUGGAACGGAUGAAGCAGUUGGCAGAGCAAGAGCGUCGUCGUGUAGAAGAAGAGCAGCGCCGUAAGGAGGAUGCCGCAUAUAACGCAUCCAUCCCCCAGACCCGUGUUCCAUUGGCCAAGCAGGAGAUUGGCGGUUACGGUAGUUCGGAUCCCUCGAUGAACAGCCGUUACCAGCCAAGUCGUCCGGCUCCCCAGGCACCCGGCUCUGGAGCGCGCGUCCCCGGAGGUCAGCCGCUUACGGCUCAACGGCCUGCGCCGGCUCCUCCUUCGCAGAGUCCCUAUGGACAAGGUCCUGCCCGCACUCAUGCCGGCAGCAGCUCUCGCGACGAUACCCAAAGUUCUUCCUCUCGCUAUGCCCCCAAUGACCCUCGCGCACAGGCAUCGUCCAGUCGCCAGCCCCAGGCCAAUGGCAGCAAGGGCCAGCAAGGGCCUCCCCCGAGUCGCCUUCCUGCUCCGGUCCAGGCUGUGAAGCCACUCAACAUUGCCAACAAGCAGACCGGCACUAAGCAGCAAGCUGUUCCGGAUGGUGUUCGCCAGGCCGAGGCUGCCCUCACCAAGAAGCCUGAGCCGAGCAGCAAGAAGGAGGUCCGCAUGUCGGCCAUGUCUGAGAAUGAGGUUAUGGAUCGUCUGCGGUCUGUGGUGUCGAAGGAUAACCCCAACGAAUCGUACAGCAAGCAGCGUAAGAUUGGUCAGGGUGCCUCCGGAUCCGUCUACGUCGCUCGGGUCAAGGAGCAUGCGACAUCGCCCGUCGCACACGAGCUGUACCGCCAGUACGGCCCUCGAUGCCAGGUGGCUAUCAAGCAGAUGGAUUUGCGGAGCCAACCUCGUAAGGAGCUGAUUGUCAAUGAAAUUAUUGUCAUGAAGGAUAGCCAGCAUGCCAACAUUGUCAACUUUUUGGAUUCGUUCUUGCAGGAGUCGAGCAAUGAGCUUUGGGUUGUAAUGGAGUUUAUGGAAGGUGGUGCUUUGACAGAUGUCAUUGACAAUAACCAGGUGAUUACCGAGAACCAGAUUGCGACUAUUUGUCAUGAGACUUGUAAGGGACUGGCACACCUUCACAGCCAGAACAUUAUUCACCGUGAUAUUAAGAGUGACAACGUCUUGCUCGACCGAGUCGGUCACGUCAAGAUCACUGACUUUGGUUUCUGUGCCAAGUUGACCGAGUCGAAAAGCAAGCGUGCCACCAUGGUCGGAACACCGUACUGGAUGGCGCCCGAGGUUGUCAAGCAGAAGGAGUAUGGACCCAAGGUCGACUGUUGGUCUUUGGGUAUCAUGGCUAUUGAGAUGAUCGAGUCUGAGCCCCCAUACCUCAACGAGGAGCCCCUUAAGGCUCUUUACCUGAUCGCCACCAACGGCACACCCCGUCUGAAGAAGCCGGAGAAGCUGAGCAAGGAGCUCAAGGCCUUCCUCAGCGUGUGUCUUUGCGUGGAUGUCCGCAGCCGUGCUACCGCCGAUGAGCUGUUGGCACACGAGUUCCUCCAGACUGGAUGCAGCCUUGCCAGCCUGGCCGAGCUGCUGCGUUGGAAGAAGGCUAAUGGUCAAUAA